AUGCCGCCNGGACUCAGCUACUACCGGAAAUUCCUCAAGAAUCUCGCCACCAAGGUGCGGCCUCUCAACUCUCUUCUCAAACAAGGCGUCCCCGUCAAGUACAGCCCGGGCAUGGUCAAGGUUGUCAAAACGUUGUUAAGCGAAUUCGCCCGCCCCCCGAUUUUGGCCUUCCCGGAUUGGGCAGCAAUCGAGGACAACAGCCAUCCUCUUCGUUUGUGUUCCGACGCGUGUAUCGACGGUUUUGGCGCCUCCUUGGAACAAGAACAGCUCGAUGGCUCGUUGAGACCCAUCGUGUACAUCAGCCGCGCUACUCUUCCUGCGGAGCGUAACUGGACCGUUUUGGAUCUGGAGGCUGGUGGCAUUGUUUGGGCCAUCAAACGCCUUCGCGGUUAUCUGUGGUCGACCAAGUUCAUCAUCUAUUCGGACCACAAAGCAUUGGAGAGCAUUGGCAAGGGGCCUGGUACGGUCGUCGGCGUCGACUUCUUCGGACCUCUGCCAGUGACUGCCAAGGGCAACUCCUACAUUUUGUUGUUCACAGACCGUUUCAGUCGGAGAGCCGACAUGUUCGCAGUUACAGCGGCGGAAUUUACGGCGAGAGGGACGGCUCACAUCUUCGUCAACCAAUACAUGACCAAGUGGGGAUGUCCGACUACGUUAUUGUCGGACAACGGACUGCAUUUCUGCUCGAAGCUCUCCAUGGCGAUCUACGAGGUGAUGAAGAUCAAGAAGGUCACCACCAGCUCCUACCACCCACAGACCAACGGCGGCACGGAACGCGUCAACCACACGAUGGCCCAGAUGCUUGCGGUGGUCGUCAACGAACAGCAAAACGAUUGGGACAUACAUCUCCCGCACGUUGAGUUUGCCUACAACAAGUCCGUGAACCAGUCUACUGGAUUAGCGCCAAACGAGAUCCACAUCGGACGCAUCCCGCGACUCCCGCUUUCGGUCUUCGAUCAUCCCACGGUAGGUGGUCAUCAAAGCUUGGCCCGCGAUCAACUCGAGUAUUGCAACCUGGCUGUCGAUCGCCAGCGCCGGGCCUACGAACUUGUCCGCGAGUACAACGCGCUGAAGAUUUCGCGAGUCGAACGCCGAAAUUCAUCCCUGCUGGACGCCAUCCACAAGCUCCCUCAGUUUACCGUUGGCGGGUGGGCUUGGGUGUACAACACGGCUGCUACAAUUCGACAGGGUGUGCAGAAGGACACGGACCAACAGGUGCUCAAGGCCAAAUUCGCACUUUCCUGGACGGGGCCCUACAAAGUUCUUGCGGUGGGUCCCACCUCUGCCGACGCCACUCCGGACGGCCGCCCGUUGGCGCAUAAACUCCUCUACCUGGACCUGCCUUCCGAUCUUUCCGGCCCGGCAGCUCGUUGUCGCGUGUCUGUCCUUCGUUGCAAGCCCUGUCGCAAUCCGUACGAGACGGACGACUUGCCGCAAUCUCUGCCCGCCGAGCUUUCGCGUUAUGUUCUGCACUCCUUCGGAGAUAAAUGUCCACCUUUCCACGUCACCGCGGAUGAUGUGUCGGUGCCUGUCGGGCGCCUCGAGGUCGACUACAUCUCGGGACAUCAACUGGUGCGGGGCCGUAGCGGCGUUCUCGCUGUCCUGUGCCAGACGCAUUGGGUAGGCCUGACUACUCCUUCAUGGGAACGGGAAUCCGACCUUGAUCUAUUCCGUCGACACAUCCUCUUGUACUGGUCCCGGGAGGCCUGCCAAAGCAAGCAGGGUAACCGUACAUAUCGAGUGGCUCGGACUCGCGCGGCACAGCGGGAGCUAGCCCGGAAUCGUGGAGAACGCUACAAUGUAUUUGCCUCCUGGGGCUGA
Messenger RNA from Ectocarpus sp. CCAP 1310/34, 1821 nucleotides. Lineage: Eukaryota; Phaeophyceae; Ectocarpales; Ectocarpaceae. The record is from the annotation of a GenBank genome assembly.